ACUUUGGUCACAGCCGGAAUAGUGGAGACGCAUCAUUCUGCUGAUCGCAGCACCUUCACUUGUUCAGGGAAGCACCGGCACCUCCUUGAUCGCUUCCCUCCUCCCCCCUUUCUUUUUCUUGCCAAUCCCUAUCCCACGACAGCCUCCCAGGAGGAAAUGAGUCUGGGAGGGGAAAGGGAGGACACACCCGCGCAUUCUGUAGCCGGUGCGCACGGAGAUGAUGCCGCUGCAGACAACAUGAGCUGUUCAAUUCGGUACCCAAAAGGAACAUCAAGUCACAUCUACAGAUUUACCAAAACAUGUCUGCAGUCAGAGCCUAGGUGACAUCCUGCAGCCGUCAUGUCUUCACAGUGUUGAGCCCCAUCCCUCAUCUGGCUCCUGCCUGCAGUUCUCCAAGCUGCAGGACUCAAACUCACUGAAAAGUGCAGGUGCCCUCCCCCUGCAGAAUGACUGUUGCCGCGGGCGACCCCUCUGACGAGGCAGCUGCACACCCUGGGCACCCCCAGGACUAUGACCCGGAAGCUGACCACGAGUGCUGUGAGAGGGUGGUCAUCAAUAUCUCAGGGCUGCGCUUUGAGACACAGCUCAAAACCCUGUCUCAGUUUCCAGAGACUCUGCUGGGAGACCCCAAAAAGAGGAUGCGCUACUUUGACCCACUGAGGAACGAGUACUUUUUUGACAGGAACAGACCUAGCUUUGAUGCCAUAUUGUAUUAUUACCAAUCAGGGGGUCGGCUAAGAAGGCCGGUCAAUGUCACCCUUGAUAUUUUCUCAGAGGAGAUCCGCUUCUAUGAGCUUGGAGAGGAGGCCAUCGAGAUGUUCAGAGAAGAUGAAGGCUUCAUCAAGGAGGAGGAACGGCCUCUUCCUGAUAACGAGUUUCAGCGACAGGUGUGGCUGCUGUUUGAAUACCCAGAGAGCUCAGGUCCUGCUAGAAUUAUUGCCAUCAUCUCUGUCAUGGUCAUCCUGAUAUCUAUAGUAAGUUUUUGCUUGGAGACUCUCCCCGUUUUCCGCAACGACGAGGAGGAAAUGCACAAGUCUCAUUCAGAAGUCUUUUUAUCAGAGACAAACACCACAGUCAUCAGCUAUACGUCUACUUACUUCACUGACCCCUUUUUUAUCCUUGAGACACUCUGCAUUAUAUGGUUCUCUUUUGAAUUCCUCGUGCGUUUCUUUGCCUGCCCCAGCAAAGCGGGCUUUUUUGGUAAUAUAAUGAACAUUAUUGACAUUUUCGCCAUCAUCCCUUAUUUCAUCACCCUUGGCACAGAGCUGGCAGACAGACCAGAGGAUGGUCAAGCAGGUCAACAAGCCAUGUCCUUAGCCAUUCUCAGGGUCAUCCGCUUAGUACGAGUCUUCAGAAUCUUCAAGCUUUCUCGACACUCCAAGGGGCUUCAGAUCCUGGGCCAGACCCUGAAAGCUAGCAUGAGGGAGCUUGGCCUCCUCAUUUUUUUCCUCUUCAUAGGGGUCAUCCUUUUUUCCAGUGCAGUCUACUUUGCUGAAGCAGAUGAGCCUGAAUCACAGUUUGAAAGCAUCCCAGAUGCAUUUUGGUGGGCUGUGGUGUCCAUGACAACAGUCGGCUAUGGUGAUAUGGUCCCAACUACCAUCGGGGGCAAGAUUGUGGGUUCCCUCUGUGCAAUUGCAGGUGUACUGACGAUUGCCUUGCCUGUGCCAGUCAUUGUGUCCAACUUCAAUUACUUCUACCAUCGCGAGACGGAAGGCGAAGAACAAGCCCAGUACCUGCAGGCCAAUGUGCCCAAAGCUGAUUCAGCAGAGGAGCUGAAGAAGAGCAGAAGUGGCUCCACCAUGAGUAAAUCAGACUAUGUGGAGAUCCAGGAGGCCAUCAACAACAGCAAUGAGGACUUCCAGGAGGAGAACCUUAAAACAGCCAACUGCACACUGGCCAACACAAACUAUGUCAACAUCACCAAAAUGCUCACAGAUGUGUAGCCGUCAGCCAUUGCCGCUAAACCCUGCAAUGGAGUGUCGAGUGGACGGUACAGUGAGUAGCCUCCCACAUCACAAGUGUUGGAAAACAUGGCUGUAGAGCUCAGAAUGGUGUCUGCGCUCCUCGAUCUUGCAUGGAGUUGGCUUUAUCUCUGUGACUGGUCAAAAAAACAACAGUAACAACAACAACAAAACCACAUUCAAAUAUUUCUGCUCACAACAGUAGUGCACAAAAACAUAAGGAAAGAGAAAAGUUUCUUUCAGGAAAAGACAACACAAAGUUUGCUUUACUCCUUUGUUCCUUGCUCCCUCAUUUCCCAAGACACACUGCUCUGUCAUGCACUUCUAAGGAACCCUAUUUGAGUGCUACAUAUGCUGCUUCCUGGAGCCAAUGGAAAUGAAACUAUCUUUUGUUAAACCAUUUAUAGAUAAAAGUACGCGUGAGCGCUAAUCAAAGGCACUCCGCUGCUUUGGGUGUCGCAGAGUUGUGUUAACAUUGCUGGUAAAGUACAUCGUGUUACUUGAAGGAUGGGUGACAGCCGUUGGCACCAGGCUUAUGGUUCGACACCUUUUUGCCCCCGUAGACAUCAGUAUCUGAUGAACGACGGAGAAUGGCCUUCAACUUUUCACUGCUUUGGUCUUACAUGUAUUGCAAUGCAAGCUUUACCCUCUCAUUCACCCAAACUGGUCUUACUGCAGAGCUUUGAGGACAACUUGAAUGUUUCUUUGCAUUCUCUCACAGGUUCAGACAUAGGGCACUUAUUUUAGAUCACCGUGACUUAACUGAUAGCCGAUAUAGGUAGGUACUAUUCAUAUUGAACAAAACCAGUAGACUACUGCAUGAAAUUUUGAUCUGAAUGAACACUUUCACGAGUUUCUCAAAUGCCUCCUGCUUUGUCACACCGCCAAA
Messenger RNA from Thalassophryne amazonica, 2850 nucleotides. RefSeq names its product potassium voltage-gated channel subfamily A member 2. Bases 447 to 1943 code for a protein of 498 amino acids. The record is from RefSeq and is a predicted model, not a curated record. The transcript is spliced from 3 exons. Gene Ontology annotation, molecular function: protein binding; delayed rectifier potassium channel activity. NCBI's taxonomy places the organism in Eukaryota, Metazoa, Chordata, Actinopteri, Batrachoidiformes, Batrachoididae. Gene Ontology annotation, cellular component: dendrite; juxtaparanode region of axon; axon terminus. Gene Ontology annotation, biological process: protein homooligomerization; potassium ion transmembrane transport.